Molecule: messenger RNA, 930 nt
Organism: Odobenus rosmarus divergens (Pacific walrus)
Lineage: Eukaryota; Metazoa; Chordata; Mammalia; Carnivora; Odobenidae
Gene: NHEJ1
Product: nonhomologous end-joining factor 1
Exons: 8
Coding region: 40-930 (296 amino acids)
Biological process (GO): double-strand break repair via nonhomologous end joining
Cellular component (GO): DNA ligase IV complex; nucleus
Molecular function (GO): DNA end binding
Source: RefSeq, a predicted model, not a curated record
CGCUGCGGGGAGGGGCGGGAGCUCUGGCGGCCGCUCACGAUGGAGAAGCUGGAGCAAGGCCUGUUGAUGCAGCCAUGGGCCUGGCUACAACUUGCUGAGAACUCUCUCUUGGCCAAGGUGUAUAUCACCAAGGAGGGGUAUGCCUUGCUGGUUUCAGAUCUUCAACAGGUGUGGCAUGAACAGGUGGAUGCUUGUGUGGUCAGCCAGCGAGCCAAGGAGCUGAACAAGCGCCUGACUGCCCCCCCUGCGGCUUUCCUCUGUCAUUUGGAUGAUCUGCUUCAGCCGUUGUUGAAGGGCACAGCUUGCCCCAGCAAAGCUACCUUUGUCUGUGAUCGUGUGGCCGAGGCACUGAUCCUGCGCGUACGGAGUGAGCUCUCUGGUCUCCCCUUUUAUUGGAAUUUCCACUGCACCCUAGCCAGCCCUUCCCUGGUCUCCCAGCAUUUGAUUCGUCCUCUCAUGGGCAUGAGCCUGGCCUUGCAGUGCCAAGUGAGGGAGCUAGCAACUGUGCUGCAUAUGAAAGAUCUAGAGAUCCAGGACUACCAGGAGAGUGGGGCUGUGCUGAGCCGAGAUCGGUUGAAGACAGAGCCAUUUGAAGAAAAUUCCUUCUUGGAACAAUUUAUGGUAGAGAAACUACCAGAGGCAUGCAGUGUAGGUGAUGGAAGGCCCUUUGUCAUGAAUUUACAGAGUCUGUAUAUGGCAGUCACCAGACAAGAGAUCCAAGGGAGACAGAAGCAUCAGGGCACUGGAGAUCCUCAGCCCUCAAGCAGUGCCUCCCCACAAGGGACCGAAAACCAACUUCUGAACCAGCCGGAAGAACCAGCACCAUCCCUCCCAGUGCCCGAGAAAGAACCCCCAGGUACUUCAGGCCCUAUGCACAGACCUCAGCUGUCAAAGGUCAAGAGGAAGAAGCUAAGGGGGCUCUUCAGUUAA